AUGGACGACGGGCGACGAUCUCUCACUGGCAGCGACGGGCGACGAUUCCUCACUGGCGGCGACGAUCUCUCACUGCUUCAACAUCAGGGUUUACAAGAUAAUAGCAAUGUGACGGUUGAAGAAUCUGUAGCCAUGUUCUUACUUGUACUAGGACAUGGAGUAAAACUUCGGGUACUUGGAGGUAUCUAUAUUCGUUCAUUAGAGACAAUUAGUAGGCGCGUUCAUGAAAUACUACGCUUGGUUCUCAGUUUAAGUAAGGAUUUUAUAAGAUUACCUAAUCAAGUUGAGAAUGUUGAUGAGAAUGAUCAUAAAUGGAGAUGGUUCAAGGAUUGCCUUGGAGCUUUGGAUCGAACACAUGUUGAGAUGACUAUUCCACUUAAGGAUCAAGGUAGAUAUCGAAAUAGGAAACAACAGAUAACAACUAAUGUUUUGGGAGUAUGUGAUAGAAAGAGUUUGAAAUUUCAUGUUCUUCCUGGAUGGGAAGGUUCAUCAUCAAAUUCAAAAGUUAUACGAAGUGCAUUAGUGAGAGAAAGGGAUCCAUUUCUUGUGCCGACUGGAAAUUAUUAUCUAGUUGAUGCUGGAUAUGCAAAUACUCCCGGAUAUUUAGCUCCUUAUCAUUCUACUCGUUAUCACCUAAAUGAAUGGUCAAGUCAUGAUAAUCGUCCUUCUAACUAUAAGGAAUUAUUUAACCUACGACACUCUUUAGCAAGAAAUUCAGUAGAGAGAACAUUUGGAUUGCUGAAAAACGAUGGGCAGUACUUCAUCAACCAUCAUUUUUUGGUUUGUAUUAUUAAUGCUUGUUGUGUUCUUCAUAACUACAUUCGUGAAAUUGAAAGUGAAUUGGAUUAUCCAUUGUUGCAUGAGGUUGAUUGUGAUUUGGCACAACAAUCAAAUAAUGUAUUUGAUGUGGACUAUGAAGAUGUCAUAACAAAUGUACAAGGUGGUAUUCAAUGA
Messenger RNA from Impatiens glandulifera, 954 nucleotides. RefSeq names its product protein ALP1-like. The coding region runs from base 1 to 954 and encodes 317 amino acids. The transcript is spliced from 5 exons. NCBI's taxonomy places the organism in Eukaryota, Viridiplantae, Streptophyta, Magnoliopsida, Ericales, Balsaminaceae. The record is from RefSeq and is a predicted model, not a curated record.